AUGAACAGAAAAAACGCAGACUCGUCGGCCUCGGAUGUCAGUGCCUCGGGCCACAGCGACAGCAGCAACAAGAGCAAAGCUAUUGCAACCGGCGCCGCCAAAGUCUUUAACAAGAUAAUACUCAAUCUGAGGUACGUUGGGCCUACUUUGGGCGACCCAAAGUCGGAGCCGCUCAACUUCAAGGAUAAAUCUCAGACACUGAGGAUGAACACGGGCGUGGCUGACGCAGAAGAUAAUAGCGCAGUACCGGGGAAGGCCGUUAUUUCCCCAGGCUCAACGACACUGUUUUUAGGCCCCAGCGGCAACGGUCCCCUGGACAAGCUGCGAAAGGGCCUCGACGCACCAGAGCCGACGCCAUCAGCUCUGGCCCCAGGAAAGACCAGGCCUACGCGACCACGUCGCCCUCCCAGCGCCGAUAGCACGGUGGCUAGCUCCGUUGAGGACACUGAUAGCGAUGACAAGACUCUCAGUCAUAGAGUGCCAUCGGCCAGGGAUGCACGAAAUCCACAGCGAAAGACGCAGGACCCUCUUACCAUGGCCCCCGACGCUGCGCGCAUGCCGAAGAAGAGCACUUGUUACUUUUGCCAAGAGGAUUGCGAGCCUGGAGACAACCUUUGCAGCAAGUGCCAAACUCGAUUCCAGCCACAAGAGGAGGUGUUCGAAUACUCCGAGUCGGAAUACGAGGAUGAUAUAGAGUUGGAAGACGCCACCCAUUCCUCGCUGGAGACCGAAAAACCUCCGGCUACUUCACGAAGGUCAUUGAAGCGCAGGACCACCGGAUAUCCCAAACCAAGAGAGAAGUCGCGAGGCUGGUCUGAGUUCUCGUCUGUGUCACAGUUACAGCAACUGGCCUCGAGGUCCGCCAGUACCUCGCCCACCUCACACGUCGCCCUGGAGCUGAAGGUGGUCCCUCCACAAGACAUCAAGAUCCGCACGGUCUCCUCACCGACAAGGACCAAUGCCGGUGACGGCGGCUCAGCCCUCCACCACAUCCAACAGGCCAUGAAACCCAGAGGAUCCGUCAGCCCUUGCAGCCAGGAUCGCGACGCCAUCCGCCUGGGAAAGGUGCGGUCAGGCGAGAUCAGGCGCGUAGACAUUCCCGACAUCAUAAAAGCGAAGCCCCCGACGCCAAAAGAAAACAGCUUCCAGAGAAACUCGGAGGAGCACCAGCACCAGAGUUCAGGUAGUCUCGCAAACUGGCUCAAGUACUACGAGGAGGAUGAUAAGAACAGUGAGAGACACAGUGGUUCUUCCCAGUCAAAUUGUGCCUAUCUGCCAAACAACAGCGAGAACAGCGCGGUCCCGGCGACGCCUGGCACGUACGAUUGUGUUACUUCCAUAUAUGACCUGUACGCUUCAUUCGAGGACACUUAG
Messenger RNA from Diaporthe citri, 1374 nucleotides. RefSeq lists its product as uncharacterized. Lineage: Eukaryota; Fungi; Ascomycota; Sordariomycetes; Diaporthales; Diaporthaceae. The record is from RefSeq and is a predicted model, not a curated record. The transcript has 3 exons. Bases 1 to 1374 code for a protein of 457 amino acids.